CUGCGUUUGAGUUUCAAUUUAUCUAGACUCCGCACUAUUAGUGUCUGCGCGGGAAUUAUCCGGGCACUCGACAAUAUGAAACGAUUGGAAGAGGCUGUUGCUGUUCCCUUACGCGCUGGAGUCACGAUUCCAUCGUUAGCUCAGUGUGUUGAAGAACUCGUGUUGAAUAGCAUUGACGCUCACGCUAGGUCGUUGACCAUUCGUGUCAGCGUUGAAAAAGGAUUCAUUGAAAUUGCGGAUGACGGUGAUGGCAUUCCUGCUACCAGCUUUGAGUGCUUGGGAGAGCCAUACAAUUCGAGCAAGGGCACAUCCUUGGAAGACUUAACGGUUGCCGCGACGUACGGAUUUAGAGGCGAAGCUUUGCUGGCUAUACGGAUGCUGUCCGAGUGUCUGGAAAUUCGGUCAAGACACACGACCUCAGGAUUCACCUCCGUGAAAACUUUCAACAGGGGAGUCGCGUUGCCCGUACGUCGCACGACCGAAUUCUCUAGCCGUGGUACAACAGUUACCGUGAGGAAACUUUUCUAUAAUUUCCCUGUGAGACAUGCGUCUCUUUUGUCACCCAGUAAUGUAAGUCACGUGUGCCACACGGUAAAGGCGGUCCUACUUGUCCACCCACGCGUUUCCGUUGUGCUAAAGGACAACCGCGGGGACGUCUUGGUUACGUCGGCAAGGGCUGCGUCGUCUGUUGAGUUGUUUUCCUGCUUUUUUGAUCGAGAGAAGGCGAGGAAACUUCGAGCUGUGUGUCACUUCUGUGGUGUUUACAAACUGUCCGGAUGGAUAUGCCGAGAUGGACACACCAAUCAGUCUUUUCAGUUUGUCUAUGUUAAUCACAAACUUGUGCAGGACGACGGUAUCAAAGAGUUGCUAGAUGUGCUCUUUCAAAACAGUGUUAUAACACAGAGAAUGUAUGAUGGACACAGUAUGAGUACACAGCCACUACACUCUGUCUACAUAUUGAACCUGUUGUGUCCUAACGACGAAUGUAUCUUUACAAUUGAACCCGGAAAACGGCUGGUCGAAUUUUUCGACUAUGCUUGUGUUCUGUAUGCUUUUAGGUCACUGGUGUCCUCAUUUCUGGCUAGAGAAUGUCUCUAUCGACAUAUCGUUGUUCCAACCACAGUAGUACCGUGGAACACCAAACAUCAAGUAACGACUGUUAGAUCUAGGCAGUCGACGGUGACCUUUCCACCUAGACCAGAACUAGGAGCGGCAGUUGCCGCUUAUACCUCUCUUGUAACUUCGCAGAAAGUGAUGAGGCAGAUACAGAAACGUAUCAGUAUGUCUACUGUCAAUUCAAAUCCAUCUAUAGAAGAAUGCAAUGCGCUCGUGCGGUGUCAUCUCGUGGAAUCGACUACUGAUCUUGCUUGCCCUGUGGCAACAAGGAGACCUUUAGUUGGUAAGGUUUUUCAUGUGCUGUCGUUUAUUCGAUUUAGAUGGCUGUACGUUCACAUCAAGUUAUGGAAGACGAUCACACUGUAUCGCAGCAGUAUCAAUCUAGUGGAGGGCAGCAGAAGGCUACAACGGAUCUUACCGGUACGGCAGCAAAGAGACCUUUAUUGUGAAAUGUGUAGUAGCGUGACUGAUAAUUGGGAGGCAACAAAGCUCUCGUCACUGACCAUCAGUUCUCAUCUGACCAAGUCAUUUAGAUUUAGUAAGGAUAUGCUUACAAAAGCUAAGGUGAUUGGUCAGGUAAAUGGCGAGUUCAUUGCCUGUGUUGUCACAUCAGGCAAGGCAAAGGCUCAGAAGCAAGAAGAGUUGUCUCUUGUUUUGGUUGACCAGCAUGCUGCUCACGAGCGAGUGAGACUGGAAGAGCUCGAAGAUGAACUAACGAGCAAAGGCAGAUUGUCUAGUGAUCCUAUACAUCCUCCAGUUAUUAUUCCACUUCCUGACCUCAGCCGUCGACUUUCAGCUCGUGGCAUUUAUAACAAACUAGAGAGAUGGGGAAUAGUUGGCAGGAUAUCAGCAAAUAAUGGGAGACAAGAGAUGUCAAUAGUUAAAGCACCCACAAUCCUUAUGAAAAGUGGCUCAUCGGAAGUCUCCUCUGUUGAGACACUAAAGAAUCUCAUUGCUGAGUUGAUUUCUAAUCAACAAUGGUCUUCACCGGGCACUGGAUGGCCUAUCAGUUUAGCAGAGGUCUUACAUUCCAAAGCAUGUCACGGUGCAAUUCGCUUUGGAGACAACUUGACGAAAUGCCAGUGCAUACAGUUGGUCAAGAAACUAGCAAAGUGCCGGCUUGCGUUUCAGUGUGCUCAUGGGCGACCGACAGUGCAACCACUUGGAAAUAUUGAUGUACUAGAAAAACAAGAAUAGGAAUGUGUAUUGUUUUGAUUGGAAGGAUUUGAUGAGGAGCAGGCGUAAACUUGUACUACAGCAGUAACAGUAUUUGCAGAAUUAUAGAGAAACAAAUUGCCAUUAUUUACUUUUAUUACAAUAAGCUCAUGUGGCAAGACAUUUCAGGCAAUGAACAGCCCAGACUUCUAAUUCUAAGUUCAGUUGUUGCAAGGUCUGGCCGCGAGG
Molecule: messenger RNA, 2520 nt
Organism: Corticium candelabrum
Lineage: Eukaryota; Metazoa; Porifera; Homoscleromorpha; Homosclerophorida; Plakinidae
Product: DNA mismatch repair protein Mlh3-like
Exons: 9
Coding region: 76-2313 (745 amino acids)
Biological process (GO): mismatch repair
Cellular component (GO): mismatch repair complex
Molecular function (GO): ATP-dependent DNA damage sensor activity; mismatched DNA binding; ATP binding
Source: RefSeq, a predicted model, not a curated record